Dictyostelium discoideum AX4 is the source of this 5376-nucleotide messenger RNA. RefSeq names its product non-SMC condensin II complex, subunit D3. The record is from RefSeq and is a predicted model, not a curated record. Gene Ontology annotation, cellular component: nucleus. Gene Ontology annotation, biological process: mitotic chromosome condensation. The coding region runs from base 1 to 5376 and encodes 1791 amino acids. The transcript is spliced from 3 exons. NCBI's taxonomy places the organism in Eukaryota, Evosea, Eumycetozoa, Dictyosteliales, Dictyosteliaceae.
AUGGUCAGAAAGGGUCGUAAUAAUAGUAAUGAUGAUGAUGACGAUAGUACUAUAGGUAGACAGUCAAAGAAUAAUGGACUUGAUAAUAUAUUAGAUUUUGGAAUCUCUAAAAUACCACAAGAAACAUUAAAUUCAAUUUGGAGAGGUGAUGAAUUACCAAGAGAUGGAAGGGAAAUUGCUAAUCAUAUUGCCAAUAGUAUAAAGAAUGAACAAUUAGAAUCAGUUUUAAAAUAUUUAAGAAUGAUAUCAAACAAUAUACCAGAAUUAGAUAUUUCAACUAUAAGUUAUUCAUCACAACAAAAAAAACAUUCACAACAAAAGAAACAAUCAAAAAAGAAACAAAAUGUAAAUAAUAAUAAUAAAAAUAAAAAUAAAAAGAAAUCUUCAAAAAAGAAAAAAAAUGAAAGUGAAGAUGAAGAGGAUGAAGAAAAUGAAGAAGAAAAAGAAAAAGAAAAAGAAGAAGAGGAAGAAAAAGAAGAGGAAGAGGAAAUUUUUGAAAAAAUGGAAGAAGAUACGGAAGUACAAACAUCUAAUCAAUUUAUUGAAUUUUUAGAAUUAAAUGAAAUAUCAGUUCAAAAUUUAUCAGCAAUAUUAUAUUGGUUAAUAACAAGUACUGGUGUAAAGAAUCAAGAGGUUAAAUUUAAUGCUGCUUCCAUUUAUUCUCGUAUGAUUGUUUUAGCAAGAAAAUCAUUUCAUCCAUUCAUUUUCAGAUCAGUAAUGAAAUUAUUUUCAAUAAAAAAACCAGAAGUAAAGACACCAUUUUCAAAUAAAGAGAAAAAAGAUUCUUCUAAAUCGCAAUCAUCACAAUCACAAGAAGAUAAUGAAGAGGACGAGGAACAACAAGAAGAAGAAGAAGAUAAUGAUGAAAAUGAUGAUGGUGAAAAGGAAAAUAGUAAUAAUAAUAAUAAUAAUAAUAAUAAUAAUAAUAAUAAUAAUAAUAAUAAUAAAGAAUUAAAUCAAAAAAUUUGGUUAAAAAAAGUUUGUAUAUUAUUAGAAGAUAUAGAUUGGUUAUUUUAUAGAUUUUCAUUGGCAACAUUUAGUGAACCAUUAACCAAUUCAAUUGAAUCGAUUGCAAAUCUUGCACGUAGUCAAAACUUUAAAAAGGUUAAAUCUAAAGGUCUGAGAGUUAAUAACCAAUUGGAGCACGAUGAAAAGAAUGUAAUUGAUUCAGCAUUCAAGAUAUUGGCUAAUUUAACCCAAGAGAAUAGACAUGGACCAUUACAAAUUGUAUUACCAAUCGUUUUGAAAGAAUUUAUCAAUACUCUCACAUUAAAUCCUGGUAAAAUCAUACCACCAACCGUCCCAAAACAAUUAAUUAUGGAUCGUGAUUUCGUUUUAACAUUCAUUCAUAAUACUUUAUUACCAAAUUCAAACACUCAUGAACAUAUUCAUAUUUUAAUUCAACAUAUUUGUAUGAGGGUAAUGGAUCGUUCAGAAUAUAGAAAUCAUACAGUUGAUUCAAUCACUAAAAUAUUUUCAAGUCUUUCUUCUCAUCAAAGAUUUAUAAAUAGUUUCUUUUUAGCUUAUUCUAAAAAUACAAAAAGUCAUUUUAGAUCAUUUUCAGUUGAAGUAUCACUUUCAUUAUUACAAAAUUUUAAAUCAAUUAAAGAAAAUUUCCAAGUUGAGGAAGAGUUAUUAAUUCAACAACUUUUAGGUAUACUUGUAAAUAGAUCAUCUGAUAAAGUUUCGGUUGUUCGUUCAAAAGCACUUUCUUGUCUUUCAAUAUUAUUUGAAAAUAUAGAAACUUUGGAUUUAAUCAAAAAUCAUUUAAAAAAUGUAUUUGAUCUUGAUCAUUAUGAAAAUAAAAAUGAAAAUGAUGCUGAUAAUGUUCAAAAGAAAAUGAUAGAUUCUGAUGAUGAAGAUGAAAAAUCAAAUAAUAAAAAUAACAAUAAUAAUAAUGAUAAUAAUGGAAAGAAGAAACCAUCAUUAUUAUCAUUCCUUUCAAAGAGAUCAGAAGAUGAAAAGAGUGCAGUUAGAAAAUCAGCAUUACAAGUAUUAGAAGUUAUAUCUUUACAAAAUGGUGCAACAAAACCAAUUUUAAAUAUUUUAUUAAAGAAAACAAAUGAUUCAUCACCAUUAGUACGUAAACAAGUUAUUUCAACACUCACUCUAUUAUUAAAAUCAUAUCCAAAUGAUAUGGCAAUCAUUGAUACUUGGAGAAAAGCUGUAAUACCAUUAAUCACUGAUAGAGAACAAACUAUUAUGGAUAAAUCUUUAGAUUCUAUUAAUGAAAUUUUAUUUGGUUCAAUUUUAAAUCCUCAAAAUAAUAAUUUUAUUUGGAAAUUAUUAAAUGAUAUUUCAAUUGAGAUGAAACCAUAUUUACACAAGAUUUGUGGAUUAAUGUCAUCAAGAAAAAUGAUAACACCACAAUUGAUAAAGAGUGUUCAAUCAAUUAUUAAAGCAUCAAAGGAUGAAAAUAUUUCAGGUGGUUGGACAUUAUUUUCAGAGAUUUCAUAUUGUUGUCCUGAUAAAUUGGAUCAAGCAUUAGUAAUUGGUGCUUGGAAUAGAUUAAAAGUACAAGUUGAAGAUCAUUCAUUAUCCAAUGAAGAACAUGCGGAAAAAGUAUCAUUAUUAUGCUCAGUUUUAACGGUUAUUGAAACUUUAUGUACUAGUAUCUUACCAUUGGAUAAAUCCAAUGCAUUAUUCAAUGAAAUCUAUUCAAUGGUUAUUAAAUUUUCAUAUGAUCCAACCAUUACUCAAUUAUUCAUAAUCAUUUUAGUAAAAUUAACAACCAGAAUUUGUAAGUCUGAUGGUUUAUCAAAAGUUAAUAGUGUAAUUGCUGAUUGGACCAAUAAUAUUUUAAAGAUUUGUGAUGAAAGGUUAUCAAAAUAUGCACUUCCAAAUUUAUUAUCAACUACAACAAUCAAAGCAACCUCAAGCGAUGAAGAGAAUCUUAAUAAAAAUGAUGAUAUUGGUGGCGUAGCACAAUCAAAAAAGAAUGAAAAACAACAACAAGAAGAUAGAAUUGCAUUAUAUUUAUUUACAAUUGGUGAAAUUAUUCAAAUACCACAAUCAAUAAUACCAGGUAGAUUAAGAAUUGUGGUACAAGCAUUGAUUGCACCAAGAUUAAUGGGUGAUGAAGGUGAAAUUAUUCCAGUAUCAAUUCGUGCUCAUGCAUUUAUUACUUUGGGUAAACUAUGUUUAGGUGAUGAUAAAAUGGCAAAGAAAUGUAUUGCAACCUUUGCAAAGGAACUCGAGAUAUCCGAAUCUCCAAUCAUUAGAAACAAUGUUAUGGUGGUAAUGUGUGAUCUUUGUAUUAGAUACACUCAAUUAGUCGAUAACUAUAUACCAAAUAUUGCAAUGUGUUUAAGGGAUCCAAGCGAAUUGGUUAGAAGACAAACAUUGGUAUUAUUGACACGUUUACUUCAAGAGGAUUAUGUAAAAUGGAGAGGUUCUUUAUUCUUUCGUUUUGUUGAGGCAUUGGUUGAUCCAUCACCAAUCGUUAAACAAUUUGCAAACUAUUGCUUAAUGAAUGUAUUACAAGUUAAAUAUGGCACAAUUCAAGGUGGAUCAAGUGGUGGUGCUGGAGGUGCUGGUGGUGCUGGUGGUGCUGGUGGUGCUGCAAAUUCAAAUAAAGAUCAUCAUGGAAAUGUAUUUUUUACUCAUUUCCUCGAGACUAUUUUCGUAUUGAACAACUGUAAAGCUCAUCCAAACUAUAAUCAAUUAUCAGCAAAUCCAUCAUUUUCAUUGGCAAAUAUUCGUAAUGCUGCCAAUGGUAAUGCAGCUCAAUUUUCACAUCAUGGUCAAGAGAAUUUCGAAAAGAGAAUGUCAAUCUAUACAACUUUUCUUACAAAUAUGAAAGAUGAACAUAGAUUCCUUACAAUGAAUAGAUUGGUAAAAGAUAUCCUAUUGGAAGUCUCUGAAGAAAGAUUUGAUAUUGAACAAUGCUAUGGUGUAGUCUAUGAUACUCUCUCAAUUUUAGCUUCAAAAGAUAUUAAACUUCAAUCAAUCAAUGCUUUAAGAUCUGCAAUUGAAAAUGCUGAUGGUGAAGAAAUGUCAGAGAAACAAGUACAAACCGAAGAGGCAAAAGGUAAAUUAUUAACACUUGUUCAAAAGAAAGCAAUCAUUGAAAGUAUCAUUCCAAUUUUGGUUGAACUUAAAGCCUUAUUCGAGAAGAAAAGAUCAAAUUUAACUCGUUUGGUAGUUGCAUUCUUUAGAGAGUUAUUUAAAGAUUAUAAAAAAGAAUUAUCGGAAUUUCUUGCUGCCAAUAGACAAUUGGAGAAGGAAAUUGAAUAUGAUAUUAAAAAUUUUAAUAAGAAACAAGUUCAAUCACCAAUGAAACCAAAUCAACCACCACCACAAUCAUCUGUACAAUCUGGUCAAACACCAAUGAAACCACGUCGUAGUCUUGGUGGUAUAAAUGGUGCAAAUGGUUCCCCCUCAGUUGGUACACCAACUAAACCUGAUAUGUCCAAUUUCUUGGUACCACAAGUUCGUACUCCUAAACCACCUGGCACAAAUAGACGUUUAUCAAUUGCUACAACUACUCCAACAUUGAAACCAUUUAAUCAACCAUUAGGUAGACUUUCUGUAACUCCAAUGAAACCUUCACCAACAACAACAACAACAACAACAACAACAACAACAACAAUGCCAACAAAUUCAGAAGAACCAACUACACCAUUCAAACAAGGAAGUAAUAAUUUAUUUGGUUCAAAUUUAGGUGGUAAUAAUAAUAAUAAUAAUCCAAUAGUUAAUAGUACACCAAUUAGAUCAGCUAUGAGACAUAGUAUUGGUGGAAUUCCUUCAUCAGCAUUAAAACCAAAUCAUUCAACCCCAUCAUCAGUUAGAUUCAAUGAUAUUGAACCAAUUCCACCACCAAAAUUCACUACUAUUCCAUCUUCAAUUCCUAUUAGAAUUCCAAUGGAAGUUAAAAAUUCUUUAGGUGCCGAUAUUGUACUUCCAAAUCCUGACAAACCUCCAACUAUUCAAAAAUGGAAUAUAAAUAUUGGAAAUGAUGAUGAUGCUGAUAAAAAAAUGAAAGAUGUUGAAGAAGAAGAAGAAGAAGAGGAAGAAGAAGAAAAAGAAGAAAAAGAAAAAAAAUCAGAGGAUGAAGAAAUUGUACAAAAAAAAAGAGGUAGAAAGCCACAACCAACAUCAAAAACACAAAAAACUAGAACUUCCUUAAAAGAAAAAACUGUAAAUAAGAAAUCACAAGACCAAUCAGAAAAAGAAAAUGAAGAGGAAAAAGAAGUUAUAUUACCUAAAAGAAAUAAAAAAACUUCUUCAACCUCCACCACAAUGACCACUAGAAGUAGAAGGCAACCAAUCGAGCAAGAAGAACAAGAGGAAGAAGAAAUUGUACAAGUUAAAAAAAGGGGUAAAACAUCAAAAUCAAAGAUUACUCCAACUACAACCACAAAAAAAAGAAAAUAA